This is a messenger RNA of Ceratina calcarata, 2198 nucleotides long. RefSeq names its product Ionotropic receptor 76b (gene Ir76b). Bases 183 to 1799 code for a protein of 538 amino acids. NCBI's taxonomy places the organism in Eukaryota, Metazoa, Arthropoda, Insecta, Hymenoptera, Apidae. The record is from RefSeq and is a predicted model, not a curated record. Gene Ontology annotation, cellular component: membrane. Gene Ontology annotation, molecular function: ligand-gated monoatomic ion channel activity. The transcript has 9 exons.
AAAAGCGUUAGCCAGGUGACUGUCAGCCAGAGUAUGAGCUGUUAGUCACGAAAGUAUCGAUUCACUCAGGCAGUGGGUAAUUAUCUGCAAUUCCUGUCGAUUACUCCUAAUUAAAUUUUAAAUAUAAUUCAACGUCAUGUCUCUACUAAAUUAUAAGCGAUCGAAGAAGAUAUAAUUAAAGAAUGUGCAUUCGUCUGCUAUUUUUGGUAAUAACAUCGUUAAUUACCACUGUUUAUUGCCAAGAUGAUGCAUUAAUUAACAAAGAUGAAGAUUAUUUCAUGCCAUCGCAUAUAACAGUAACAACAUGGAAUGACAUGCCCUUCUCGGGAGUGGAGCACAAGAACGGAAAAUGGAACGGCACCGGAUACGCGUUUUACAUUUUCAAUAUGAUCAGUAAAAAAUUAAACUUCACGUAUGAUAUCGUUCCACCAGAAGAACAUAUCCUGGGCAACGAGAGCAGAGGUGUUCUUGGUUUGCUGCACGAAAAGAAAGUAGACGUGGCCGUCGCAUUCCUUCCUGUGCUACCAGAAACGCGACGAUACUGCAUGUUCAGUGGCCCGCUCGACGAAGCGAAGUUGACGGCUGUAAUGAAGAGGCCCAGAGAAUCGGCCUCUAGUGCCGGUCUCUUGGCACCUUUCGAGAGAACCGUUUGGCUGCUCGUUCUAGCGUCCUUACUUUUCGUGGGACCGGUUAUCUACAUUUUCGCUGUUAUCAGAGCAAAACUGUGGCAUGAUCCGACCUCCGAAAAGUUUAAUUUAUCCUCCUGCCUCUGGUUCGUUUAUAGUUCACUUCUGAAGCAAGGAACUAAUAUCAUAGCUACGACAGACACAACGCGGAUGCUUUUCGCUACUUGGUGGAUUUUUAUUAUGAUUUUAACAUCAUUUUACACAGCGAAUCUUACAGCAUUCCUCACGAAACCGCAGUUCACGUUGCCCAUCAAUUCUCUGCAAGAUAUUGUUCAGAAGGGAUACAGCUGGAUCACUUACAAAGGUCGUAUGAUCGAUCUUCUACUUUCUCAAGGUCGGCAGAACGACUUGAGCCCAUUGAACAUAAGUAGAAAGCAAGGUAAAGGUGCUUUUCGGAACUAUCAGCCGUCGUGGAACAUUUUGGAAUCAGUUGAUGCACAUAAACUCUUUCUAGCAGAUCAACAUUAUCUGCAGACUCUGAUAUUUAAGGAUUACGAGAAUAAAACGCGACAUCAUUCGGAGCAUAACUCGCGUUGCAGAUACGUUAUAAUGCCCAGUGGCAUUCUACUGAUCAGUCGUGCUUUUGGUUUCCCUCACGGAUCAACUAUUAAAGAAGCUAUCAACCAAGCAUUGAUGAGAUUCGUGCAAAUGGGCCUGGUGCAACAGAUAAAGGAAAAGGACCUACCGUUAGCGGAGAUCUGCCCAGUUGACCUGCGAUCCAGCGAAAGGCAAUUGCGAAACACGGAUCUUCAUUUAACAUAUUUAAUCGUAAUCGGCGGAUAUGCGAUAGCUGCAGUUACAUUUUUGCUUGAGUCAAUUUUCGCGACCGUGUUGCGUUUAGUAAAAAGGAAAAGGGAAAAAGCGCGCAAUGAUCUAAUUCUUAAAGAUAAUCCACGGCAUCCUUUGAACACCGGUACUGCGAUAGAGGUAAAUUACAUGAACAUGUUAAAGAGGACCUCGCCAGUGAUUUAUCCAGGACCCGGUAAUGUUUCAAUGGAAAGGAAACAAAUAAUCAAUGGAAGGAGUUACAACAUAGUCAUUGAUCGGGACGGAGAUCGAAGGUUGAUUCCGAUUAGGACCCCGUCCGCUUUUUUAUUUCAGUAUGCGGCUUAAUUGAUUUGUUGAUUUACAGCACAUAUGGGCAACCCCCGACUCGUGCGUGGCCCAUUACAUUUUUUGAUCCAGCUCUAUAAUUCUAUAUCUAGAUAUAGUAAUGUAUUUAUAAAUAAAUGUAAUAUUCAACAGUAAACUAUUUUGAUUCAUCUAAUAUUAAUACAUUUAAAAAUGUAUACUCGAUUUUCAUCAAUUAUGUAUCACGAAAGCAGUUGAAAACUGAGGAUGGAGAAUUGAGUAAAAAACCAUUAAGAAUUCGAGAACUGAGAACUGAGAAACGACUAUAAAUUCGGGGCUUAAACCAUAAUCUCCGAUCCCUUCUCGAUUAUUUUUAGAAAUUAUAUAUAUUUAAGUAAAAUGUCAAAUAUCGAACUUCUCAUAAAAUGUAAUAUUCCUUUC